AUGGCGCUCUUCCUCCUGCGCGUGCCCCUGCUGCUGGCGCAGCACGCCGCCACGCUCGGCUAUCCGCUGUAUGCCUCGUACAAGGCCCUCGCGCCGCCGCCGCCGCCCGGCGCGCCGCCGCGGCGCCGCAGCGGCAGCGCCGCGCCCCUCGCCGCGCACGACGAGCUGCUCGAGCUGCAGACGUGGAGCAUGUACUGGAGCGUCGUCGCGCUGCUGCAUCUGGCCGAAACGUGGAUCGAGUGGAGCUGGAGCUGGAUUCCCUUCUACUUCGAGGUCAAGCUGCUCUUCAUGCUCUGGCUCGUGCUGCCGCAGACACGCGGCGCCACGCUGCUCUACACGACCUACGUCGACCCCUUUCUCUCGCAGCACGAGGAGGCCAUCGAUGCGGCGCUGAGCGAGGCAAAGAGCAAGGCCAAGGCGGCCGGCCUCGCAUGGGUGGCGCGCAUGUGGGAGCGCGUCAAGGGCUCGGUGCUGAAUGCCGCGCUGGCGCAGGAGGCUCCUCAGAACUACACCAUGUCCAACCCUGGCGCUGCCGCUCCGCAGCCCGCCGCUCAGGGCGCAGCCGCGCCCUUCAUGAGUCUCUUCCAGACAUACGCUCCCGCCGCGGUCGCAUUCGGCUCGAACGCGCUCAGCAAGGCACGCGCCGGUGCCGUUGAGCCGCCGCCGCAAGCGGCCAGUGCUGCAGCGUCUCGCCGUGCGCCCAAGCUCAAGACGCAGUCGUCUGCGUCUUCCGCAUCACUGGGUCGCUCUGCCGCUGCCACUCGUCGACGCGAGCUGGAGCGGCAGCUGGCAGAACUCGACGCGGCGGCAAGCAGCUCCGACGAUGGCGCCGCCAACGACUCGCUGCAGGUGCCGGCCUCUCUGCGUCCCGGCGGCAGCAGCUCUCGCCGCACCUCCUCGCCCGCGGGCUACUCUUCCAGUCCGGCGCCGAGCAGCGACGAGGACCGCCGCGCCGCGCGCAAUGCACACCUGGGCGGCAGCUACGAGAUGCUGGACCGCCUCAGCGUCGACACGGCGGCGGCGAACCGCAGCAGACCGGGCAGCAGCGGCAGUGGCGCGAGCCAGAAGCCGGCUUGGUUUUGGGGCGGCGGCAGCCCGACCAAGAAGAAGUCGCAGUAGGCGCAAGCACGUGGCCCACACCACGGACGUCGCGUCUUGCACGGCAGCCAGGCUGCGUGACGGCGCCCGCGUUGCGUACUUGCAAGGCAGCACUUGCAUCACCGCAACAGCCUCGCCUAUGCGUCUCCGCCCCCUCUCGGCCUACACGGCACCGGCGCUCCGCACGCUCCGUCCUACACACCACCGACGCCGCGUCUCACGCAAUACCUGCCGGCGCCGACGCUGCGACACUUGCACUACACGGCAUCGCUGCAGCUCCAACCUUCGCCCGUCGCCACCCACUCGCUCUCGCACCGCGCGCCUCGCGCCGCCUCUCGCUCGCCUCUCACUGUAUCUCUCGCGUCUCUCACUUGUACCAUCUCCCUCGCAUCAUCUGUACAGUCUCCGCCACGGGUAUCCAUUCCAUUCACGCCAGGUC
Messenger RNA from Tilletiopsis washingtonensis, 1537 nucleotides. RefSeq lists its product as hypothetical. The record is from RefSeq and is a predicted model, not a curated record. The transcript has 4 exons. Lineage: Eukaryota; Fungi; Basidiomycota; Exobasidiomycetes; Entylomatales. Bases 1 to 1119 code for a protein of 372 amino acids.